Molecule: messenger RNA, 7070 nt
Organism: Drosophila simulans
Lineage: Eukaryota; Metazoa; Arthropoda; Insecta; Diptera; Drosophilidae
Product: dynein axonemal assembly factor 1 homolog
Exons: 8
Coding region: 120-3914 (1264 amino acids)
Biological process (GO): 10-formyltetrahydrofolate catabolic process; biosynthetic process; one-carbon metabolic process
Cellular component (GO): cytoplasm
Molecular function (GO): formyltetrahydrofolate dehydrogenase activity; protein binding; aldehyde dehydrogenase (NAD+) activity
Source: RefSeq, a predicted model, not a curated record
UAAAGACAAAAACUAUAAGUGUGCUAUUCUGGAACUGUUCAAACAUCAGUAUUUUACUCAAAUAAGAAAUAAUAUAUUUUAAAUAUUAUACUUGAGAACGCGUUUAAAGAAAAAACAAAAUGUCUAAUGCCAAUCGUAAAGAAAUAACUGGUCUUAAUCGCAUGACACCCAAGGGCCUAAAAGAACUAUGCAAGAAAGACAAGCUGUAUCAGACACCACGAUUAAAUGAUGUACUAUAUUUGCACUAUCAGGGUUUUCAGUGCAUAGAAAGCUUGGAAGAGUAUACAGAGCUUAAGUGUUUGUGGUUAGAAUGCAAUGCCAUUUCCGAAAUUCAGGGCUUAGAGACACUAAGCAAACUGAAGUGUCUCUUUCUCCAAAACAACCUUAUAACGAAAAUUGAAAAUUUAGACCCAUGUCGUGAGCUAGAUACUUUAAAUUUGAGUUCUAAUCAUAUUCGGAAGAUACAAAACAUUGGGACCAAUGUCUUGCCAGUUUUAAAUACUCUUACCAUUGCAUCAAACUAUCUUAAGGACAGUGAGAGCCUUUUAGACUUGAUUCAAUGUAAAACACUAUCGGUGCUAGAUUUAUCAAACAACAGAAUAGACGAUAUUUUGAUUGUAAAAAUAUUUGAGCAGAUGCUAAAUCUGAAGGUCUUGGUUCUGCAAGGAAACCCGGUUGUUUCCCGACUCCCCCAGUAUCGGAAGACAUUGAUACUAGCCUGUAAGGAACUUACUUAUUUGGAUAGUCGUCCUGUGUUUCCUCGCGAUCGAGCAUGUGCUGAGGCUUGGAAGCGUGAUGGCUAUGAAGGAGAGCGCAAGGAAAAUAAUCGUUGGAACCGAGCUGAGCGCAGGAAAACACGCGAAAGCGUUAACUGUACCAUACGUAUGCGCAAUAGUCACCGUCCACCUGAUCAGCAUGUUCCUUUGCUAAGGUCUAGCGAUUCCGAAGACGAUACAUGUGCCGAAACUGCCCGUAAGAAAGUUGAGCUUGAGAACGGUUGUGUCGAGGAUUUAUGGGAGGAGGUGUCGGGUGAACAGCCUAUCUCACAGCACGGUACCAGCUCAUCUAGUUCUCUGGAAGACAAUGAUGGCACCAGCUCUCAGGACGAUCUUAUAGCUGAGAAAUUGAGUAAUCGUAGAACACUCGAGGGGCGUCCAGCAGUCCUCUGUGAAACUAAACUAAAAAUGAGAAUCGCAAUUAUAGGACAGAGCAAUUUUGCUGCUGAUGUUCUGGAGCUUCUGUUGGAUCGCCCAAAUAUCCAAAUUGUAGGAGUCUUCACUAUUCCAGAUAGAGGCAGUCGAGAGGACAUUUUGGCCACUACUGCUAUCAUCCACAAUAUACCUGUUUUCAAGUUCGCAUGCUGGCGUCGCAAGGGCGUGGCACUACCUGAGGUCUUGGAACAAUACAAGUCCGUGGGGGCUACCCUGAAUGUGUUGCCCUUCUGUUCUCAAUUCAUUCCCAUGGAGGUGAUUGACGGGGCGCUAUUGGGCAGCAUUUGUUACCACCCGUCUAUUCUCCCACGUCACCGCGGAGCUAGUGCUAUAUCGUGGACACUGAUCGAAGGGGACGAGGUGGCCGGCUUCAGCAUCUUUUGGGCAGAUGACGGUCUUGACACAGGACCCCUGCUGCUAACCCGACAAACAAACCUGGAACCCACGGACACGCUGGACACCAUAUACAAGCGCUUUUUGUACCCCGAAGGUGUAAAGGCGAUGGGUGUCGCCGUGGACAUGGUCGCUAGUGGUGUGGCACCCAAGAUAAUCCAGGCGGAAGUGGGGGCAACCUACGACCCGGCUAUGUUUAAAACAGAAAAUCAGGUUAUCAACCUUCAGGCUACAGCAGAAAAAAUUUGGAACUUUGUUCGUGGUCUGGACUCAGUUCCUGGAGCCAUAGCAACGGUUCUACAUGAGAAUGGCACAGAGGAGCAAAUUCGACUAUUUGGUGCUCAUUUGUACUCUGCUGGCCCCGUGUCAAAUGGAAAAGCUCUACGUCUAAGGGGCCUAACAAAGACCGCCUGGAUACACAGCGGUGGUCUUCUUAUAGAGGGAACCGACGGUGUCUUUGUCAACAUACGCCGCAUUAAGCGUGACACAAAGGUAAUAAAUGCCAGCGAGUGGUUUAAGCAAGCUGAGGACCAGUCUAUCACUGACUUCAGCGAGGACGAAUUGGUAAAGCGAUCGUUGGUGGCCGGAAUUUGGAAGGCAAUACUUAAGGAAGAUGUCGACUCAUCGACUGAUUUCUUUGCAUCCGGAGCUGGUUCAAUGGACGUGGUACGCUUAGUCGAGGAAGUUAAAGAAACCUUUGACGUGCCGCUGCAGAACGAGCAAGUUUUCAUGGCGCCUGUGUUUGAGGAAUUCUUUAGCCUGCUGGUUAGGUUCCUUCGACAGGGAAGUGCCUGUUCCGAUGACCAGCAGCUCAACUUUCAGGCAUUCACGCUGAAAGCCAACAAAAGAGAGAUUCGAGUGCCCACACAACUUUUUAUAAACGGAGAGUUUGUUGACUCCGAUUCUCAACGCACUUUGGAAAUUGUUAACCCCACUAAUGAGGAAGUGAUUUGUAAAGUGGCAUGCGCCUCGGCCACCGACGUGGACAAGGCAGUGCAAGCAGCCCAUUCUGCCUUUUAUGGAUCUUGGAGGCAGAUAACACCCAGACAACGAGGCCAGUUGAUGCUCAAUUUGGCUGAUCUGAUGGAACGCAAUAAGGAGGAGCUGGCCACAAUUGAGUCAGUCGAUUCGGGAGCGGUUUACACUCUAGCCCUUAAAACCCACGUUGGAAUGUCCAUCGAAGCGUGGCGCUACUUUGCCGGAUGGUGCGACAAGAUCCAGGGCAACACAAUCCCUGUUAACCCUGCGAGACCCAACAACGUACUGACCUUCACCCGUAAGGAGCCAAUUGGUGUGUGCGGUUUAAUAACGCCUUGGAACUACCCUCUGAUGAUGCUUUCAUGGAAAAUGGCCGCCUGCAUUGCCGCCGGGAAUACCUGUCUCAUAAAGCCUGCUCAGACCUGCCCCCUGACCGCUCUAAAGUUUGCAGAGCUAACUGUCCGAGCCGGAUUCCCCCCCGGCGUGAUCAAUGUCCUGCCUGGAAAAGGUUCAGAUGCGGGCCAGGCAGUGGCAGAUCAUGAGCUGGUCCGCAAACUGGGGUUUACCGGGUCCACACCCAUUGGCAAGCACAUUAUGAAGUCAUGCGCAGACUCCAACCUUAAAAAGUGCUCCCUGGAGCUGGGCGGCAAGAGCCCGCUUAUUAUCUUUGCAGAUUGUGAUAUGGACAAAGCCGUCAGACACGGCAUGUCCUCGGUGUUUUUUAAUAAAGGAGAGAACUGCAUCGCCGCGGGACGGCUUUUCGUGGAGGAUCGGAUACAUGAUGAAUUUAUCCGACGCGUUCUUAAGGAUCUGCGCACCAUGACCAUCGGGGACCCGCUUGACCGCUCGACGGCCCACGGGCCUCAGAACCACAAGGCGCACUUUGACAAACUUCUGGAGUUUUGUAGACGUGGGGUAGACGAGGGCGCGAAGCUGGUGUACGGGGGAUGUCGAGUCCCACACCUUAAGGGAUAUUUCUUUACUCCCACAGUGUUCACGAACGUUACGGACGAUAUGUUCAUUGCCCAAGAGGAGUCCUUUGGACCGAUUAUGAUAAUAUCCAAGUUCAACGGCAGCGAUGUAGAUUCCUUGAUGCAGCGGGCUAAUCGCACGGAGUAUGGCUUGGCCAGUGGCGUUUUCACAAAGGAUAUUGGCAAAGCGCUUAACUUUGCUGAUCGCAUUGAGGCCGGCACUGUGUUCGUCAAUUUAUACAAUAAGACUGAUGUGGCAGCUCCAUUUGGUGGCUUUAAGCAGAGCGGUUAUGGCAAGGACUUGGGGCAGGAGGCGCUCAACGAGUACCUUAAGACCAAGUGUGUCACAGUUGAAUAUUAGAAGGCGGCAGUCACGGGAGCACUAUGAGUGUAAUGGUUGAAGCUCCAACUCCUAUUGUAAGUCCAAAAUGAGUGGAUCACCGUUAAAAGACCGGCCUUUUCAAAAUGAAAUCGUUUUAAGUUUGUCGUACUGUAUUAAAUCUUUGUUUCACGACCUGGAACAACAUAUGUUUUUAAACAGCUGAAAAAAUUCUAAAACUUGAUCGACGGUUUUUUAAAUAAAGCUAGUUUAGCGGGAAAGUUACAAACUUAGAUAGUGAGAAGCAAAUUACAAAUUCUUGCAGGAAAUCUUUAGAAAUGGGAAAGGUUUAUCUUAUCUUAUCUUAUGCCAAAAAAGGUUUGGUCACGUUGACAAACCGCCACAAACCGCCCAACCCUGCCACGCCCACAAAUAUGUUUUGUGUUUUAUAUCCGUUACUCUUAAAAUAAAAUGUUAUUAUAAAUUCGAUGAAAAUUAGAAUGAAAGCGUUUCCGACAAUAUAAAGAAUAUAUAUUCUUGGUCAGGAUCCAUAGCCGAGUCGAUCUGAGCCUGUCCGUCUACAUGUCUGUCCGUAUGAACGUCGAGAUCUCAGGAAAGCCCAGAACUGCCAUGCUCACACUUUUGAAAUUUGUUUUGAUAUUUUUUUAUAUUAGCCUUGUUCAUUUUUAUAAAUUUGACAAGAAAACUCUAUGUCCACAAUCGCCCAUAACUCCCACGCCUAUACUUCUAAAACAUUUUUUGAUAUUUUUUCGAUUUGCAAAAAAAAAAAAUUCCCACGCUAAGUCUAACGGCCUAAAACCGCUCAAAACUGCCACGCCCACAUUUUCAAAAAAUGUGUGUAUAUUUUUUUUACAUUUUUAUUAGUUUUGAAAUUUUUUAUCGAUUUGACAAGAAACUAUGCCCACUCUAACUCCACAAAACCACUCAAAACUGCCACGCCCACACUUUUGAAAAAUUGUUUGAUAUUUUUUCAUCAUCGCCUCUAUCGAUUUGUCAAAAAACUUUUUGUCACGUCCAUUUUAACGCCUUAAGCCGCCGAACCGGUCACGCCCACACUUUGGAACCAUUUUUAAUUUGUUUAAUUUUUCAUUUAUUCCCCAAUAUCUAUCGAUAUCCCAAGAAAAUUAUGAAAUUUCGCGUUCAUUCCCACUAGCUAAUUAAGGCGUAUCUGAUAGUCGACUAUAGCAUUCUCUCUUGUUAGUUUUGUAAAUUCCUAUCGAUUUGGAAAAAACCUUUUGCCAUGCCCACAAAUUGUCCAUUUCUUCUCAUUACUUUCCCCGAUAUCUAUCGAUAUUUUAAAAUAAAAAAAAUAUUAAAAAUUAUUAUUAUUCCAUCUUAUUUCAUUCUUGUAUUUGUCUUUUAAAUUUCUAUCGGUUUACCAAAAAAAGUUCUGGUACGCCCACAGUUAUGACAAAUUUCUUCUAAAAACCUCCAAUAAUCGCAACGUCUACACUUUGGAAAUUUAAUUUUUAAUUUAAUUUGGUUAAUUUUCAACAAGAAUGUUGAAUGCUUAAGCUGAGUAACGGGUAUCUGAUAUUCGAGGAACUUGUUAAUUCAUUUUUUUAAUUCAUUUAACAGUUUUUAAUACAAAUUUUGUUUAAUUUAAUGUAUUUUGUAAGGGGUAUGUACGAAAUAGUUGUCAUUGUGAAGAUUCGGUAAAGUUGUGCAUUUUCGAUUGGAAACACCUCCGGAACUCAAUACAGGAAAUCCAUAUCGUUAACCGUGAAUAGCUUUUUAAAUUACCUUUAUCCAUUUCCCCUCUGAACUACAUACAGAGUAACAGACAGAGGAACAAUCAAAAGACCGGUGUGUUCGAACCUUGUUCUAUCAAUAUUACUUUAGCGGAGUACUUGUACAAAUGAAUCCUAAACGUAUUUGAGCGUUAGGCAGUUGGUUCAUUUUUCUUUAACAUCUUAAUUUUUAAAGUGGAGAUAUGGGUGGCGUUUUCUUUUUAAAAAUGUAUUUCAAAGAUUGUAGCUUACAGUCAAUUUAUGAUUUACCAAAGACACUUUGGAUUUACUAUUUAAUGGUACUUCCAUUAGCUCAGUAUCGCGUAUGUUAUAGUAGCAGCAUUUGACUAUAGCGUUUUUUUUUUAUGCUUAAUGAGAUAAAAUAUUAUAUCAGUUUCGGCGUUUCGGCGGCCUUAGGAUGUUAGAAUGGGCAUGGCAAAAUGUUUUUAGGCAAAUCGAUAAAAAUUUACAAGACUAAUAAAAUCAUGACAAAAUAUCGAAAAAGGGUCAAAAAAUGUGGGCGGUGUUAGGGGGUUAAAGUGGACGUGGAAAUUAUUUUACAAGACUAAUAAAAAUGUGAAGAAAUAACAUUUAUCAAAAGUGCGGGCGUGACAGUUUUGGGCGGAUUGUGGGAGUGACAACAUGGGUCAACAAAUUUGCGCUGCGUCUUUGUCUGUAGAAUCUGUAUGCUAAAUUUUAUCUUCUAGCUUUUAUGGUUCCUGAGAUCUCCACGUUCAUACGGACAGACGGGACAGUCGGACAUGUCCAGAUCGACUCGGCUAUUGAUCAGGAUCAAGAUUAUAUAUACAUUGUAUAGUCGGAAACGCUUCCUUCUGCCUGUUCAUGCUUUUCAUCGAAUACUUUACGAGUACCGGGUAUAAAAAAUGUAAAUAUCGAUAGAAAUUUAUAAGACUACUAUAAUACAAGAGAGAACGCUAUAGUCGAGUUUCCUAUAUCUAUCGAUAUCCCAGAAAAAUAAUGAAAUUUCGCGUUCGCAUUCACACCAGCUGAGAAACGGGUAUCUGAUAGUCGGGUAACUCGAAAAUAGCAUUCUCUCUUGUUUUGGGGUAAAUCAGUUGUUUUGCCAAUUUCUGUCGAUAUGCCGAAAUCAUAUCAUAUUGUCCCACUCUGACCCAUAAAAACAGCCAAUUCUUUACCGCCCUCACCUUAGAACAUUAAAAUCAAUUUUUUCGCCAAUUUCUGCCGAUAUUCCUGAUAUUCUCGGUCCCACUUGGACUAGCUGAGUAACGGGUCAAUUUUGGGCGUCACCAAAAAAAUGCAGACAUAGUGCAAAACUAAUGUGUGGACGUUACGCAUUUUGUUAUUCUAGUGUCUUUGGUUUAACCCUUAUUAAGAUGACGUUUAAAAGUAUAUAGAAAAAUUUUGCACAAGAACAGUUGAUAAAGGAAACUUAAAAUAACAACUUAAAACAAAAAUAAACUCAAAA